AUGACAAACACCACCAGCCUGGCCCUGCCGGUUAUCGUUGCCAAGUCACUCCAAAGCAAGAGCAAUGAUCGAUGGCUUCAAUCCCAGAUUGACGAAGAAUACAAGUCCUCGUCGAUUAUAACCACAGUGACUAAUUGGUCCGUGACGCAGAAGAGGGAAGAGUCAGUAUUGGUACAGGAUGACGAAGUGCCUAACAUCCACUUACUCACUCGCUUUCUCUGGCAACUGCUUGAGCAGUGUCUGGCGCUUCGUGCUCUAGCAAUUUGGAUGAAUAUGGGCAUCACUCCAUCCUGUCAUCAAAACCUUCGCCUUGAACGAGAUCCACGAAAACAAGCCAAUGACGUGAUCUCGAUCAGUGCUGCCGAGAGCUUCGACGCGUUGAACACAGCAAACAAGCGCAACGACGUACCUGAUAUAUCUAAGGGACUAGCCUGCAUACUUCAAAGGCUUCUGGGACAUCAGCUCAUCUUUCACCACUCAUAUGAAGCAUUUUUGGAUACUUACAACAUCAACUCAAUUGAGGGGCUUCAGAGGGCAAUGUCACAGCAAUCUCCCUUGAAUGGCUGCUUAUCGCGCCCUGUGCAUAUCUUGGAGGACUAA
Aspergillus tubingensis is the source of this 600-nucleotide messenger RNA. RefSeq lists its product as uncharacterized. Bases 1 to 600 code for a protein of 199 amino acids. The transcript is spliced from 4 exons. The record is from RefSeq and is a predicted model, not a curated record. NCBI's taxonomy places the organism in Eukaryota, Fungi, Ascomycota, Eurotiomycetes, Eurotiales, Aspergillaceae.